Prunus armeniaca (apricot) is the source of this 447-nucleotide messenger RNA. The record is from the annotation of a GenBank genome assembly. Lineage: Eukaryota; Viridiplantae; Streptophyta; Magnoliopsida; Rosales; Rosaceae.
AUGUCGUCCACAUCUCUGCUACCUAUCAAUGGAGGCCACCUUCUCUUCACUCAAGGCUCAUCCUUUCCCAAUUACCAUCCUUCUGCAACUCUCUACAAGUGGGGAUGGAGAAGACAACAAGGUGGAAAUGUAGUUGCUUACAGAACCAAUGGCCAUGCUCUUCAAAUUUUGUCCAAUCCUAAUGUCUCUUCAAAGAAAAGAGACUCAAGUAAUGAAGUGAUCAUGGUUGAUCCUUUGGAAGCCAAGCGGUUGGCUGCCAAGCAAAUGGAAGAAAUCAAAGCAAAAGAGAAGUACAAGAGAAAACGUCAAAUAGAAGCAAUUAAUGGUGCAUGGGCAAUGAUUGGUCUUACUGCAGGCUUGGUUAUUGAAGCUCAAACUGGAAAAAGCAUUCUGGACCAGCUGGUUGGCUACUGGAAUGCUAUUGUCAACAUCUUCAUGCCACAGUGA